AUGUAUUAUGCAGAUGUAAUUACCAUAGCAUUAGAUGAAUUAUCAAAUCAAAUAUACCAUGCUAUUAAUAAUUUAAUGACCAAACUGAUAGUUGAUGAACAAAAAAAAGAAUUCAGAUAUCUUAUUUUCUUAGGCCGUUUAUUUGUUACUCUGAUUCAAAACUUUAACGAAAUAGUCAUUAGUAAAGAAAGAAGCGAUAAAACUCCUAUAAUCACCUUCAAUAAAUUUGUGCAUGUAAGAUGUUUAAAUCUUUGCAUGCAGUUGCAUUCCAGACUAAUUAAAAUAAUUGGGCCAUCUAUUCAACAAAAUGAUGUAUCUAAUCUACAUUACAGUAAUGAGAUACAGCAGAAUAUAAUCUCUCCGAUUAUGGUUGUUAUGAUGAAUCAAUCAAGCAUUUUAAUCGAUUUAAUUAAAAGCCAUUACAAUGAAGAUAUAAAACCCCAUAUAAUUCAUGCCACAAUUAAUACUGAUUUAAGUGCAAAGACAAAAAACACCGAAUUAAACAUAAAAUUUGAAAGUUUUCUCGUGUUUCUCAACGAUAUAACUCUGGUCCCUCUCGAAAAUAAUCCCAAAGACGUAGCACUCGCGAAUUUGCCAUCAAUCUUAUUCGAAAUUUUGGGACAAUUCGAGAUUUAUUUGGAAACGAGAUCUUUGCCCGAUGAUUCACUAUCAGCCGUCAAAGAAAGGGUCUUAGAUUUAUUACAAAACUUCGCUGUGGCUUCUUUCAUGACCGAUCAUAAUAACCAUCACGAUUUGUUAACGUUCUUGUAUUCCAAAUUGGUAAAGAUGAUUGAUUUUGAUGCCGAGAAUAAAAAUAUUGUCGCUAUCGAAAGGAUUAGUGAUUUAUCAUCUCGAAUCCAAUUAAUCAUAAAAUGGCUGUUUUUAGUCUUCAAGCAACUAUUGGGAACCGAUCUCGAGCAUGAACAACGAAAUACCAAUCAAGUCUCAAAUAUCAAAAUAUUUCUCGUUAAUUUGAUAAAAUUAUCGCAUAUCGCAACCUUUCGUAGCUUGAAUAUUAUACCAACAAAAGGAGCACGGUCUGACAACGUGUCAAUCACAAGAACCGCCAUCGAUUCCUUAUUAUACGCCAUCUCUUUGGAAGUGGACGAUGAAAUUAAAGAUCAUCUUCUCGAGGAGUACGAAAUGUCUGGCCACCUAUUUCAACUUUUAAGCAAAUUUUCUAUAAAAGGAUUUUCUGAUGGCUUUAAAACUAAAAAUUAUUACGAAACGGUGUCCGGAUUAGCCGAAAAAGCUAUUCAGAGGUACAUAGAUUUGCACGAGUCUCAAAAGCGUUUUUACAAGCGGAUUACGAUAAAUAACGGUGAAUUAUUUACCUUGGCAACCAUUUUCGAAAGUUUGAGCAAUAUCAUGAGCGAAGAGACAACGAGCACGAAUGCGCGUAUGAAUAAUGGCGUUGUUCAUUUGCAAGUAAUGGCAAACUUUUUGUCGCACCCUGAAUUCAUGCAAAAGUUUACGACAUUGUUUCUAUACAUCAUCGAACUCUACGAUGUAAGUUUUGAAACAGGAUAUGACGGAAUUCCCCAAAACGGUGCCAUUGAUUGUAACGCUCUAUUAAAUCUAAUAAUUGAUGCUUGGGUAAAAACUUCGAACCAGAUACAUAAGCAUGUAUCUCAAAAUGUUCCACCUAGCGAUGGAGGGAACCGUUAUUUGAAGCAGAUUAAAAAUUGUUGGAAUAUUCUACGCGAUCGAGACGAUGCGGCGUUAUCUUCCAAAUCAAAUUCUAGAGCCAAAUGUACUAUUAUGAAAUCGGUACCAAAUAAUGUGGUGACCGCCGAUAAAACAAUGAAUCACAACAAAGAGCGUUUUGAUCAAGAUGACGGAGCCGUGUCGAAUUAUAUGAUUGAUGAAUGCAAUUUUUGUAAUCCUUGGAAGGGCGCCAAAUUUAGAAACUGGAGCAAAGACCCACUUUUCAAAUUGAUUCUAGAAGACGGGAAACUCUUACACAAUGUAGAUGGAAAGACGUUUAAAGUAUGUUUGUUAAGUCGCGAUGAUAACGUUACACACCAUUGUUACGAUUUUUCAGGUUACUACUUCGCCCCAAUUCCUAAACAAGUAACUAAGAUGGAAAUUAUGAAAGUGGGUGAAAAACUAUAUGUUAAGGAAUAUUACGAUAGCUUCUAUCUGCUGAAAAUAGGCAAGGGAAUCAAAAAACUUAACGCAAAAACCACAAAAGAAGCUCAGAGAGAAAUUAGCGUAAUGAAUAUCCGAAUUCCGCAAAACACUUUCGGAAAGUCUAAUACGAUCUAUCCUAAAUGCUUCAUAUAUUACAACGAUGUUUGUGACUUCAUUGAAUCCUUAGCUAUUUACAAUGUAUACAGAUCAAGGCGUUUCACUGACGGAAUUUCUUUGGCACGGACUGAGGUUGGCAUCGUGGAAAGAAUAGAAUCCGAUUACCACGUUGAAUCGUUUAGGAGUAAGAAGAGAGAUGAAAAUGUUCUGCUAUUUCACAGUAUUUUCCACAGUUUCUAUAGGACCAUGAUUGCUGAAGCGGAACGUAACGGGACUGGAUAUUUCCUUAGUAAUAUUUGAUAUAGAUAACCCAAAAGUGGAUGUUAUUUUGGACACAAAAUUUCAUGAAGCAAUAUUUACCCAAAGUUCUGAAGGCGUGACACUUGAAACUAAAGAAGCUCGUAAUUGAUCGAUAAUGUUAAAAUCAACCGUUUAUCCUAAACAUCUGAUCGCGAGGAUGGAAAUAAGAAAAAAAUCCCAAAAAAGAGGGCGAUAUACAUUCCCGAUAGGAUUUUAUAUUCGUUUACAAAGACCUUACAAGAACUGUGAGUCAGUUUAAAACUGACAAUUUUUUUUCUCAAAAUUAUAUUAAUAUAAUAGAUACAAAUUUAA
This is a messenger RNA of Gordionus sp. m RMFG-2023, 2862 nucleotides long. RefSeq lists its product as uncharacterized. The transcript is spliced from 14 exons. Bases 1 to 2550 code for a protein of 849 amino acids. The record is from RefSeq and is a predicted model, not a curated record. Lineage: Eukaryota; Metazoa; Nematomorpha; Gordioida; Chordodea; Parachordodidae.